Molecule: messenger RNA, 1080 nt
Organism: Penicillium riverlandense
Lineage: Eukaryota; Fungi; Ascomycota; Eurotiomycetes; Eurotiales; Aspergillaceae
Product: zinc-dependent alcohol dehydrogenase family protein
Exons: 5
Coding region: 1-1080 (359 amino acids)
Molecular function (GO): zinc ion binding; oxidoreductase activity
Source: RefSeq, a predicted model, not a curated record
AUGGGUAGCACGGGUCCCUGCGAUCUUCCUCUUUCGAUGCGGGCGCUAGGGUAUGCGGAUAUAGAGUACAGCGAGGCUCGAAAGUUCAGCAUCGUUGAGAAGGCCCUUCCGAAAAUUCGUGAGCACGAUGUCUUGAUCAAAGUGAAGGCCUCUGGGGUGUGUGGUACAGACCUGCACAUCCACGAUGGCGAAUUUGGAGCUCAGUUUCCUCUUGUCCCCGGCCAUGAGACUGUGGGAGUAGUCGCAGCAUUUGGCAGCAGGGUUCAGGGCUUCAAGGUUGGAAAUCGUGUGGUGGCAGACAACUCCGAGUUGUGUGGAUACUGUUACUACUGCCGUCGGGGCAAGGAGCUCUUCUGCGACAACUUCAUUGCCCAUGGUGUUAUGGUCGAUGGAGGUUUUGCGGAGUAUGCCACAUACCCAGCAUACCGCGUGUUCAAGUUCCAGAAUCUGUCUGAUGUGGAUGCGACGCUGUUGGAGCCUGCGGCUUGUGCGGCGCAUGGACUGGACAAGAUCGCCCCUCAGAUGGGAUCAAGUGUGCUUUUAUUCGGUGCGGGCCCGACAGGACUGAUCUUGGCUCAGCUUCUUCGCCAAAAUGGCGGCUGUCAUACUGUAAUUGCUGCACCGGCCGGCUUGAAGAUGGAGCUUGCUAAGUCUCUUGACGCGGCUGAUGAGUACGUAGAGCUUCCGCGUGAGGCACAAGCUGCCACUGCCAAAAUGGAGAAGAUUCGAACGGACAAUCCAUAUGGUUUCGAUAUUGUUGUGGAAGCUACUGGCAGCGCGAAGAUUCUGGAGAAUGCCAUUAACUUUGUGACCAGGGGUGGUAAGUUGGUAGUGUACGGUGUGUACGGCGACGAAGACCGUGUUUCACUGUCACCAAACAUGAUUUUCAAGGAGGAAAUCAAUGUAAUAGGCUCAUUCAGUCAGAUUUAUAAAUUUCCGGCUGCUAUCGAUUAUCUUGAUGGAAAGCGGGUUAAGGUUGAUGGUAUUGUUAACAAGACAUUCAAGCUUGAGGAAUGGCAGGCGUGCCUUGAUGCAAUGAAGAACAAGUCGGUGGUUAAAGCCGCACUUGUAUUCGACUAG